AUGGCGGUGGUGAGGCCGCGGGAGGAGGCCAACGGGGCAGCACCGGGAAGUCGGGAGGAAGAUGCACGGGAGGCGGAUGAUCCUAGUGGUGGGGAUGCGAGCAGCCAACGACGACGAGCGCGGGGCGGCGGCGCCGGUUGGAGACAGGGCGGGGGCGGGGGCGGCAGCCGGAUCCUGGCCGGCGGAGCGGUGCGCGGGGUUACAGCGGGCGGCGGCGGCGUGCUGGUGGGGGAAGGCGCCGAUGUGUCGGGGUGGAGUGGAUCGAGGGACUACGGGAGGUGGGGAUCGAGGGACUGCGGCCUGCGGGAGGUGGGUCGUGGGGAUUUUUUUUCUUCCUUCCAGCGUGUUCGGAAACUCGGGAACAUCUGA
This is a messenger RNA of Aegilops tauschii subsp. strangulata, 369 nucleotides long. The record is from RefSeq and is a predicted model, not a curated record. Lineage: Eukaryota; Viridiplantae; Streptophyta; Magnoliopsida; Poales; Poaceae.